Molecule: messenger RNA, 1755 nt
Organism: Athene cunicularia (burrowing owl)
Lineage: Eukaryota; Metazoa; Chordata; Aves; Strigiformes; Strigidae
Gene: HADHB
Product: hydroxyacyl-CoA dehydrogenase trifunctional multienzyme complex subunit beta
Exons: 13
Coding region: 1-1209 (402 amino acids)
Biological process (GO): fatty acid beta-oxidation
Molecular function (GO): acyltransferase activity, transferring groups other than amino-acyl groups
Source: RefSeq, a predicted model, not a curated record
AUGAGCUGCGCUGCCUGGGGUGGGUUUGCUGCGCUGGAGGGGCUGCUGAACCGGACCAGUGUCCCACGGGAGGUCGUUGAUUAUAUUGUUUACGGCACAGUUAUCCAGGAGGUGAAAACCAGUAAUGUUGCCAGAGAGGCUGCCUUGGGAGCGGGUUUCUCUGACAAAACUCCAGCCCAUACAGUCACCAUGGCUUGCAUUUCUUCAAACCAGGCUAUGACCACAGGCGUGGGUAUGAUUGCUGCUGGCCAGUGCGACGUCGUCGUAGCGGGGGGUGUGGAGCUGAUGUCAGACGUUCCCAUUCGUCACAGUAGGAAGAUGAGGAAGACUAUGCUGACCCUUAACCGAGCCAAGACCUUAGGCCAGAAGCUCUCCCUGCUUUCCAAAAUUCGCCCUGACUACUUUGCUCCUGAGCUCCCAGCUGUGGCAGAGUUCUCCACCAGCGAGACCAUGGGCCACUCGGCCGAUCGUUUGGCUGCUGCCUUUGCCGUUUCCCGCCUGGAGCAAGAUGAGUACGCCCUCCGUUCGCACACGCUCGCGAAGAAAGCCCAGGAUGAAGGCUUGCUGCUGGAUGUGGUACCCUUCAAAGUGCCAGGCAAAGACACAGUUACCAAAGACAACGGGAUCCGUCCUUCCUCCAUGGAGCAGAUGGGCAAGCUGAAGCCAGCUUUUGUCAAGCCCUACGGAACCGUCACAGCUGCCAACUCCUCCUUCCUGACUGACGGUGCGUCGGCAGUCCUGCUCAUGUCCGAGGAGAAGGCUCUGGCAAUGGGGUACAAACCAAAGGCCUACCUGAGGGACUUCGUGUAUGUGUCCCAGGAUCCGAAGGACCAGCUGCUACUGGGUCCAACGUACGCUACUCCCAAAGUGCUGGAGAAGGCUGGUCUCACCAUGGCUGAUAUCGACGUGUUUGAAUUCCACGAAGCUUUUGCUGGGCAGAUACUGGCCAACCUGAAAGCUAUGGAUUCGGACUGGUUUGCCCAAAACUACAUGGGCAGAAAGUCAAAGGUCGGAGCCCCUCCUCUGGAGAAGUUCAAUACCUGGGGGGGCUCCCUCUCGCUGGGACACCCUUUCGCCGCCACUGGCUGCCGCCUGGUCAUGACUGCGGCCCACAGGUUGAAGAAGGAGGGAGGGCAGUAUGGCCUGGUGGCUGCCUGCGCCGCAGGGGGGCAGGGACACGCGAUGGUGGUGGAGCUUUACCCUCAGUAGCAGGCCGAGGGCGGCCGAGGGGCUCUCCGUGCAUCCUGGGCCCGGCAGUGCCGUUUCACUGUGUUUAUAGAGACGUACAGACAAUCCUUCUCAGAAAGGAGUUUUGGUGGCCUUUGCAAAUCCCUUUUAUCUAUUCAGCUGGUAAUUUUUAACCAAGAAAUACUCUGCUUUCAGGAGAGUAAAAAAUAGGGCUCUUACUCUAUCCAGAGUCCUUGUAACCCAUCUGAUUUCUACUCUAACUCUUCAGUAAGUGAGAUUUCUCCCCUCAGAGAAAUUAUUCCAAAACUCAAUCCAGAGAAUUAAGUUUGGAGAUAAAGAGGGUGUAAAGUGCUGGAGGUGGGUGGGCUGAGGUGCGAGUUAAAGCUUCCUUGAGGGGCGUAAGAACUCUUCCCAGAAACGGGUUCCCGCCACGUUGGCUGACCUGGUUUGUAAGGGGGGAGUUUGCCUCACGAUGUCCCAACACCGUUGCAAUUAGCAAAUAGCUUCUGACAAACAAGCGUCACCCACGUUAGCCACAAUAAAUCAGGACAAAAAUAACCCCAAAAA